Messenger RNA from Colossoma macropomum (tambaqui), 7084 nucleotides. RefSeq names its product proteasome activator subunit 4a (gene psme4a). Gene Ontology annotation, molecular function: peptidase activator activity; proteasome binding. The record is from RefSeq and is a predicted model, not a curated record. NCBI's taxonomy places the organism in Eukaryota, Metazoa, Chordata, Actinopteri, Characiformes, Serrasalmidae. Gene Ontology annotation, biological process: proteasomal ubiquitin-independent protein catabolic process. Gene Ontology annotation, cellular component: nucleus; cytosol; spermatoproteasome complex. The transcript has 49 exons. The coding region runs from base 560 to 6133 and encodes 1857 amino acids.
AGGGAAUCGAGAGUCGACUCAAAAGCUUUCGAUUCUAUUCUACUACGUGACGUUUGCCCGCCUGUGUGAAAAAUGCAUCCUUUCACAGUGAACACAAUCGAGAAAGGAUUUGCGCAGAAUCGACUCUUGAAACCGACUCCACAUCUUCCCUUCACUUAGAGUCGGAGUCGACUCUUAAAUCACUGGAAUCGAACACGAGUCUUUGCCAAGUGGGUGGAGUUUUGUUGUGUUUUUGUUAGGCUAGCAUUUGGUUGGUCGCCGCUGAAGUGAACGAUAAUGAGCCGCAGGAGCAUCUGAAGGAAGUCGGCAAGAUGACAAAUUAAUGACAGUUAACGGUGCUACAUAAGCUGUGGUAGUUUUUCUGAUAGGUCAGACAUAGAACCAACGAUGCCAGAACUCUCAGUCGACCCAAAGAGUCGCCGGCUUUUUUGUUUAACUUUAUAUAGGAGGUUCACGUAUCGCGUAUAGUUAGAGUUUUUGCAUGUCUCUCGUCGUAUCCGAAGCUGAACUGGAACAGAAAUAUCUUACAUGACUAUUAGCUCGAUUAAACGGCUGUAAUAUGGAAAGAGAAGUCUCUGAAGACUCUGAAACAUUAGGCUUCGUUUCCCAGAAAGACAUAAUUUACAACAAACUUUUGCCUUAUGAGGACAAAUUAGAUGCAGAGUCAAAUGAAAUACUGGCACAGAUCAAAGGAAACAUUGGCCAGGCUGUCCAACUUAGGGAAAUAUGGCCAGGGGUGUUGUUUUGGACAAGGAAACUUUCCACGUACAUUCGGCUGUAUGGCAGGAAGUUCAGCAAAGAGGACCAUGUGCUGUUUAUCAAGCUCCUGUACGAGCUGGUGACCCUUCCCAAGCUGGAGAUCAGCAUGAUGCAGGGUUUUGCCCAUCUCCUCAUCAGCUUGCUCAAAAAAAGAGAGUUGCUCUCUAGAGAUGACUUGGAAUUACCAUGGAGACCCUUAUACGAGUUACAGGAGAGGAUCCUGUAUUCAAAAACAGAACACCUUGGCCUCAACUGGUUCCCCAGUUCUCUGCGGCCACGCUCUACUUCUAAGCACAUAAUCAUAAAAAUUGCUCAGAGGUGCUCAGUGGAAAGGGUAUUGAAGGCUUUGGUCAAGAACUGCAGACCAUAUUUCCCUGAGUCAGCUACUCAGGAAAUGCUGGAUGAGUGGAGGCCACUGCUGUGUCCGUUUGACGUGACGAUGCAAAGAGCCAUUGGUUACUUUGAGCUUUUUCUGCCCACCACUCUGCCUCCUCACCUACACCACAAAGGCUUCAAAUUGUGGUUUAAGAACCUCAUAGACCUUUGGGUAACUGUACAGAAUCUUCCCACAUGGGAAAUGCAUCUUGUAAGUCUCUUUGCUCGAUUGGCUAAUGACAACAUUGGCUACAUAGACUGGGAUCCCUAUAUACCCAAGAUUUUUACAAGGAUUUUGAGAAGUCUCAAUCUUCCAGUAGGAUCCAGUCAGACUCUUGUGUCCCGAUACCAGACGAAUGCCUAUGACAUCAGUCAUGUAGCCACAUGGGUUACAGCUUUAUUGGGAGGGCCUGGGAAACAGGCCCAGACUCAACUGAGUGGCCUUUUCAAUAGUAUCAAUUCUUUCUUCCAUCCUUCUAAUCAUGGGCGAUGGCUGAUGAAGCUUAUGAAACUCCUACAGAGAUUGCCGGCAAGUGUGGUACGGCGGCUACACCGUGAGCGCUACCGCAAGCCCACCUGGUUGGCCCCGGUGCCUGAGAGCCACCAGCUCAGUGAGCAGGACAUCACUGACUUUGUGUCCAGCAUGAAGCAGCCUGUCCUACUGGCUAUGUUCAGUAAAACUGGUAGCCUGGAUGCAGCUCAGGCCCUGCAGAACCUGGCUUUACUCCGACCUGAGCUUGUCAUCCCCCCAGUGCUGGAGAAGACAUACCCUGCCAUGGAGACACUGACAGAGCCGCACCAGUUAACAGCCACUUUAAGCUGCAUGAUUGCAGUGGCUCGGAGUCUGGUGACAGGUGGCCAGCGUUUCCCCGAGGGUCCCACACACAUGCUGCCUCUGCUCAUGAGGGCACUGCCCGGCAUUGACCCGAACGACUUCAGCAAGUGCAUGAUAACGUUCCAGUUUAUAGCUACAUUUACAACUCUUGUGCCUUUGGUGGACUGCUCAUCUGCUGUUCAAAAAAGAAAUGACCUGACCAAGGUGGAGAAAGUGCUGUGCUCAGCCUCAGCAGAGUUUGAAGAUUUUGUUCUUCAGUUCAUGGAUAGGUGUUUUGCACUGAUUGACAGCAGCACUCUAGAACAGACUCGAGAAGAGAUGGAGACAGAAAAGACUCAUCUGGAGAGCCUGGUGGAGCUGGGCCUGUCCUCCACCUUCAGCACCAUCCUCACCCAGUGCUCCACGGAGAUAUUCCAGGUGGCUUUGGAGAAGGUCUUCAUCUUCGCCACCACCAAUAUCUUUGAGACUCAUGUAGCAGGGAGAAUGGUGGCAGACAUGUGUCGAGCAGCUGCUAAGUGUCAGCCAGAAAAGUCUCUCAAGCUUUUUGUGCCACACUGCUGCAAUGCCGUAAUUCAUAUCACAACCGAUGAGGAGGUGUUGAAUGACGAGGAGUUGGAUAAAGAUUUGCUGUGGAACCUGCAACUGUUGUCUGAGGUCACUCGGGUGGAUGGAGAUAAGCUGUUGCCCUACAGUGCUCAGCUUGUGCAGAUUCUUCAGCUUACACUGCACCUGAAGAAUAAGCAGGGCUACAGUCUGGCCUGCAGCCUGCUGUAUCACACACUGCGCUCCACAGCCCUUAUCUAUCCCAUUGAGUACUGCAGCGUGCCUGGCGGAUUCCAGCAGCCCCACCACCAGCACCUGCCCAUCAAGGACUGGGGGCGGCCAGGGGAUCUGUUGAACUUGGCCAUCCAGUGGCACGUGCCCAGUGAGGAAGAGAAAACUUUUGUGUUUAACACUCUGGACCUGCUUCUGCAACCUGAACUAAAGCGACUGCAGAGACAUGCGCAGGGAGAGCAAGAGAUGAGCAGGGAUGAUAUUCUGCAGAGUCUGUCCAUCGUGCAUCACUGCCUUCUGGGUGCUGGCAGCCUUCUGCCUCUACUGCGUGGAGAACCGGUGCCGGAGCUUGUCCAUACUAUGAUGCAACUCUGUGAGACAAAUCUGUACACUGGUGUGGAAUAUGACAUGUCAAGACAGAACUACAGAGAGGUCGUCUGUACAGUGAUGAGACAGCUACUGCACCACAUCCUUGAUCACUCUGAGGAUGACACCAAAUCACUGUUUUCCAUCAUAAAGGUCAUAAAUGACCUACUGCACUUCAGAGGCUCACAUAAACAUGAAUUUGAGUCACGCUGGAAGAGCUUCAGUCUGGUCAAGAAAUCCAUGGAGAACCGGCUCCAUAGAAACAAACAGCACAUUCGAGCAUUGCUCAUCGACAGAGUAAUGCUACAACAUGAGCUAAGGAAUCUGACAGUGGAAGGUUGUGAGUACCUCACUGUUCACCAGAAUCUCAUAAAGGACUUGCUCCGACUGUCCACCAGCACUUACAGUCAGGUGAGGAGUAAAGCUCAGAGUGUGCUGUUUACUGCCCUGGGAACCUACAACUUCUGCUGCCGAGACAUCAUCCCUCGAGUGCUGGAAUACCUGGACCCCAGCUGCACCAACGUCACCCAGCAGCAAUUCAAAGGUGCCUUGUACUGUCUUCUUGGGAACCACAAUGGAGUGUGCUUGGCUAAUCUUCAGUACUGGGACUGCAUAGCACUAACGUGGCCCGCUAUUGUGCACUGUGGUCUCAGUCCCACCAUGUAUCUGGAGAAGCCCUCAGUAGUGCGACUCUUUGACGAUCUCGCUGACAAAAUUCACCGGCAAUACGAGACCAUCGGCUUUGACUUCUCUAUACCUCAGAGUUGUCUAGACGUGGCCAUGAAGAUGCUGAACUCCACUUACCCAAAGCCAAGCCUGAGUGUGGCCACUGAAGAGGAGGAACUGGAGGGCAUUCAGAGGCAAGAACAGAAGAACAGAGCCUCAGUACAGAAAUACAACAAGCUAGUUGAGGAUCUUUUGGACUGCCUCAGUGACAGAAAUAUGCCCUGGAAGUUUGAGCAUAUUGCCAUUGGCUUCCUGUCCCUGAUGCUUAGAGACGACUGCCCUCUACCUUCUCGUGCUGUCCUCUUCUUCGUUCAAAGUCUCAACCAUGACUCACUCUUAGUCCGCAAGGUUGCAAUAUCAGCUUUAGCUGGCAUCUUGAAGCAGCUGAAGAGACCUCGUAAGAAGGUGUCAGUUAGUCCAUAUGACAUCUCUGAGCUCAAAACAUCUCUAGAAUCAUGGAGUGGUAAACAUGCAGACUCGAUGGUGUCAGGAGACAGACCUGAUAACCAGUGGCUGCAGUACAACAGCAGCAGACUGCCUCGCUCCCAGCAGGACUGGGACAAGUGCUGCUUCAUAGAGAAAACUCACUGGGGCUACUCCACCUGGCCACGGAAACUAAUGUUGUAUGCACCUUCUGAAGAGCAACCCAAGCGAGGCAAAACCAGAGAGGAAAUGACAGAGAGGGAGCAGAUCAUCUAUGAUCAUUUCUCCGACCCUGUCUUCAUAGACCAGCUCAUUCAGUAUCUCUCACUGGAAGACCGGAAGGGUAAAGACAAGUUCAGCCCUCGCCGCUUCUGCCUCUUCAAGGGUCUUUUCCGAAAUUUCGACGACAGCUUCCUGCCAGUGCUGAAGCCACAUAUGGAGCAGCUGGUAGCAGACACACAUGAGAGCAAACAGCGCUGUGUAGCUGAGAUUAUCUCUGGCCUCAUCAGAGGAUCCAAACACUGGAGCUACAGCAAGGUGGAGAAGCUGUGGGCUAUGCUCUGUCCUCUCCUCCAUACUGCACUUUCUAAUAUUACCAUUGAAACCUACGGUGACUGGGGCACCUGCAUUGCCACUGCUUGCGAGAGCAGAGACCCACGGAAGCUGCAUUGGCUGUUUGAAUUGCUAAUGGAGUCUCCUGUCAAUGGAGAGGGAGGCUCAUUUGUUGAUGCCUGUCAUUUGUAUGUACUGCAGGGAGGCCUUGCUCAGCAGGAGUGGAGAGUUCCAGAACUGCUUCACAGACUGCUGCAGUAUCUAGAACCCAAACUCACACAGGUCUACAAAAAUGUACGCGAACGCAUUGGCAGCGUGCUCACCUAUAUUUUCAUGAUUGAUGUGAAUCUGCCGCACACGCAGCCCACCACCUCUCCACGCAUCGCUGAUUUUACAGCCCGCAUGCUGUCCCGCCUCAAACCGCUGCUAGAGUCCGAAGGAGAGAUCCAAAACCAUGUGCUGGAUGAUAACACUGAGGAACAGGAUGAGAGGACCCAGGCCAUCAAGCUGCUCAAAACUGUGCUGAAGUGGCUGAUGACAAGUGCAGGACGCACUUUCUCCUCAGCUCUCCCAGAACAGCUGCAACUUCUGCCUCUUCUCUUCAAAAUUGCUCCUGUGGAGAAUGAUGACAGUUAUGAUGAGAUGAAGACGGAUGCUAAGACAUGCCUCUCUCUGAUGUCUCAGGGUCUGCUGUACACAGAACAGAUCCCACAAGUCCUCAGCACUCUACAGGAGAUUUCGAGGAGCAGCUCGUGGCACGCUCGCUACACUGUGCUCACCUACCUGCAGAUCAUGGUGUUCUACAAUCUGUUCACUUUCCUCAGCGAGCCCAAGGCCGUCAGCCUGGUUCGAGCACUCGUUUUAGAGCUGCUAGAGGACGAGCAGUUGGAGGUGAGAGAGAUGGCUGCUACCACUCUGAGUGGUUUCCUGCAGUGUAAUUUCCUGUCAAUGGAUAAACACAUGCAGGCUCAUUUUGAGACCCUCAGUAAGACCCGGCUGCCUGAACGCAGGAGGAGGGAAGUGGGCUCAGUGGUGGACACCAUUCCUUCUGCUGAUCUGCUACAGCGGCAUGCUGGAGUUUUGGGUCUGAGUGCCUGUAUCCUCUCCAGCCCAUAUGACGUCCCCACCUGGAUGCCCCAGAUCCUCAUGGACCUCAGCGCUCAUCUAAAUGACAUGCAGCCCAUUGGGAUGACAGUGAGGAAAACCCUCUCUGACUUCCGUCGGACUCAUCAUGAUAACUGGCAGGAGCACAAGCAGCAGUUCACUGAUGACCAGCUUCUAGUGCUCACUGACCUGCUGGUCUCACCAUGCUACUAUGCCUAAACUCAGAACAUCGUGCAACUCUUCACUGGAGACGUCCAGCUCACACAAGGAAGGAGCUGCUUUACAAGCUUUUAAAUGACAGCUAAAACUGGAUGUAACAAGGUGUACACAGCGUUUUUUUCUGAUACACUUAAUAUUUAAGAUUUAACCAUUAGCAGGGAUGACUGGUCUGCAGUAUGUAAUAUUCCUAUACAGAUUCAUUUUCUGCUUAUGGAGAGCAUGCAUGUGUUUUCUUUGGAGAAAUUAUUUUUACUUCUUAGUAUGGACAGUUUGAGUCUAUUUGAUGCACUGUGCACUGUUUGAUACUAUUUGAUGCUGUCUAGGGCUUUGUACACUGCAAAAAAUUGCAGUUUUGAUUAAUGAAAUGAACAGGUGGGAGUUAGAGAUAAACACCUGGAUUCUUCCAUCCAUGUCCAAAAAACAAUCUAUAUGCACUACUGUGCAAAAGUCAAAACCCUUCAUUUAUUAGAGAUUAGAACCACUUGCAUAAGGAGUUUCCAAGACAAAUUAUUAAAAGGCACAGAAAAACUGGGACCUUAUAGACUACCAAAACUGUCACCACAAGAUAAACAGUACUUAAAGCUUUCAUCUUUGAGAGAUGUUUGCAGAUCAAACAUAGACACGCUGGUGUUUUCAGAACAAAGGAGUGUUCACCCCAGAGCCCAUAGCUCAACAUCAUUUAAUGUGUUUGGGAUUACUUGGAUUAUAAGAAAUAGAAAAUACAACCAACUGAACUUUGGAAGUGUGAAAAAUAUCCCUGCAGAUUUUGAAAAACUGAAAGCAAGUCUCCCAAAAAAAGAAUGGAAGCUGUAAUAAAGGCAAAACCUGGGUACACAGCCUUGUUGAGUCUUCUGUUUUUUUUUGUUUGUUUUUUAUUUUGAUACUGUACUUGAUGGCCAUUUUAAUAGAAAGUUCAAUAAAUGAAGACUGCUGUCUGACUUUUGCACAGUG